UCCCGCCCCUUGGGGGCCCGCGCCACGGGCGACGGAGUGUCUCUGCUCCCAACUUCCGCGUCGACCCACCCAUCGCGAGAUUUUGGCGGCGCAGCAAUGGCAAGACCAUGCCGCGACACUGCUCCGCCGCCGGCUGCUGCACACGGGAUACGCGCGAGACUCGCAACCGCGGCAUCUCCUUCCACAGACUUCCCAAGAAAGACAACCCCAGGCGCGGCUUGUGGCUGGCCAACUGUCAGCGGCUGGACCCCAGCGGCCAGGGCCUGUGGGAUCCGACCUCUGAGUACAUCUACUUCUGCUCCAAACACUUCGAGGAAAACUGCUUUGAGCUGGUGGGAAUCAGUGGGUAUCACAGGCUGAAGGAGGGGGCAGUCCCCACCAUAUUUGAGUCUUUCUCCAAGUUGCGUCGAACAGCCAAGACCAAGGGGCAUGGUUAUCCACCUGGCCUGCCUGACGUCAGCCGGCUCCGGCGAUGCAGGAAGCGCUGCUCCGAAAGGCAAGGACCCACAACUCCCUUUUCUCCACCUCCUCGUGCUGAUAUCAUCUGCUUUCCUGUGGAAGAAGCUUCAGCNCCUGCCACUCUGCCCGCAUCCCCAGCUGUGAGGCUGGACCCUGGCCUUAACAGCCCCUUCUCAGAUCUCCUGGGCCCUCUAGGUGCUCAGGCAGAUGAAGCGGGCUGUAGCACACAGCCCUCACCAGAGCAGCACCCCUCCCCUCUUGAGCCACAGCCUGCCUCCCCAUCUGCAUACAUGUUAAGGCUGCCACCUCCUGCUGGAGCCUACAUCCAGAAUGAGCACAGCUACCAAGUGGGGAGCGCCUUGCUCUGGAAGAGGCGAGCUGAAGCAGCUCUUGAUGCUCUGGACAAGACCCAGCGCCAGCUGCAGGCCUGCAAGCGACGGGAGCAGCGGCUUAGGCUGCGACUAACCAAGCUGCAGCAGGAACGGGCACGGGAGAAGCGAGCACAGGCGGAUGCCCGCCAGACUCUGAAGGACCAUGUACAGGACUUUGCUAUGCAGCUGAGCAGCAGCAUGGCCUGAGAGAGGGACUACACGCCCAGGCUCUGGCUUCUUUUUCUCAGAGACACUUGACCAGAACUGCAUCCACUGGGCUGGCCAAAUGUCACAAUAAAGUGGAUGCUAGAAAGAGACUGCUGUUUGGCUUGGCUGGAGGUGCCUGGCUCCUCCCCAGACCAUGGCCAAAGCCCUAGAGAGCUCAGAUCCUGGCAUGCCACCUCUUGACCCUG
This is a messenger RNA of Mus caroli (Ryukyu mouse), 1243 nucleotides long. The record is from RefSeq and is a predicted model, not a curated record. Lineage: Eukaryota; Metazoa; Chordata; Mammalia; Rodentia; Muridae.